CAAAUAACCCCAAAUUCCUCUCUCUCUCCUGAUCUUGAUCAUCAACUUGUUAAUCUAAACAUCCCCAGAAAAUAAUGUCAAGCAGUGAUGAUGAUUCAAUAAACGAAAUAGACUCCCCACCAGCAAACCCUCCCACCGGCGCCGGCGCCGGCGGCAGCUUCAUCACGUUCCCAAACCUAAACUGUCUUGCCAUCAUAAUCAUCCUCACCUCCACUGGCAUGGUGAACCUUAAAGACCUAUCCUUCGCCGUCUUCUCGCUAAUCUAUCUCUAUUUCCUUUCAAAAGUCGCCUUCCCAACACUCUCCUCAGAUCCAAAUCACUCUCCACCUCCCGUCUUCGGCGAGACCAACAAAAUCCUCGGACUCUAUGUCCUCGCCGGCGCAAUCAUCGGACUUUUCAUUCCCAUGGCGUACAUCUUCGAAGGAAUUAUCAAAGGAGAUAAAGAUGGAAUCAAGGCUGCAUGUCCACAUCUUUUUCUGUUAUCUUGUCAGGUUUUGAUGGAAGGGUUGACGUUUUAUGGUGGGUUUUCACUCCCGAUUAGGGUUUUUGUCCCGGUUUUCUAUAAUUCGAGGAGGGUAAUGGUGAUUGUGGAUUGGAUUAGAGAGGAGAUGUGGAAGAUGGAUCAUGGGGAUGGAGGUGGUAGUAGAGUUUAUGUGGGUGUUGGAAUUGGGAUUCUUAAUAUGGGAUUUUGGUCCUUUAAUUUGUUUGGAUUCUUGUUGCCUGUUUAUCUUCCAAUGGCAUUCAAGAAGUAUUAUUUGGUUAACAAAGAUUUGUAGUCAUUAAGAAGUUUUCAUCAAUUGAA
Messenger RNA from Impatiens glandulifera, 802 nucleotides. RefSeq lists its product as uncharacterized. The transcript has a single exon. The coding region runs from base 75 to 776 and encodes 233 amino acids. Lineage: Eukaryota; Viridiplantae; Streptophyta; Magnoliopsida; Ericales; Balsaminaceae. The record is from RefSeq and is a predicted model, not a curated record.